AUGUUCCCUAAGAACGUUAGUCAACCACGUGGGAGCAAAGGACGAGGAGGAGCUACGCUGGCGUUCCUGACCAGCGGGCUGUUCAUCGGCUUCAGCUCGCCGAUGAUCCCGCGGCUGCAGCAGAACACGUCGCACAUCGUCAUCUCGGCGGACGAGGGCUCGUGGAUGGCGUCGGUGGGCAUGAUCACCACCGUCCCGCCCUCGCUGGUGUCCGCCUGGCUGGUCGACGUGGUCGGCCGGCGGCCCAUCGUGCUCAGCUGCGCGCUGCCCUUCCUGGGCUCCGCACUCUGGCUGCGCUUCGCCUCCUCCUUCUGGGAGCUGCUCACCGCCGUCAUCAUCGCCAACCUCGCCAUUGGCUUCAUCAUGCCGGUGAUUCCGUUGUACUUAGUGGAGAUAGCGGAGGACCGCGUCAGAGGAAUGCUGAUCACGCUCUUCACACUGAUGGGCGGGACAGGCUCGUUCCUGAUGAUGAUCGUGGGUUCCUACCUGCCUUACUUCGCGGUGACCGAGUUCAUCAUGCCGUGGCCCGUCGUAUUCGUGGCGAUAUUCUGGUGGAUGCCGGAGAGCCCUUACUUCCUUGUUGCCAAGCACCGGACAGAGGCGGCCAAGACGGCGGUGAUGAGGCUGCGCGGGAAGAACUCGGAGAAGGACGUGAGCGCCGAGCUGGACGCCAUCCAGAAGGCCGUCGACGACCGCAGCAAGAACGAGAUCAGCGUCGCCGACGCCUUCCGAGCCCUGCGCAGAGACCCCGGGGCGCGCCGUGCUGUGGCGGAGUGUAUUUGUCAAAAAACUAGAGCCAUUGGAUGA
Messenger RNA from Schistocerca nitens (vagrant locust), 807 nucleotides. Its product is annotated as facilitated trehalose transporter Tret1-like. Gene Ontology annotation, cellular component: membrane. The record is from RefSeq and is a predicted model, not a curated record. Gene Ontology annotation, molecular function: transmembrane transporter activity. NCBI's taxonomy places the organism in Eukaryota, Metazoa, Arthropoda, Insecta, Orthoptera, Acrididae. The transcript has 4 exons. Bases 1 to 807 code for a protein of 268 amino acids. Gene Ontology annotation, biological process: transmembrane transport.